AUGCCUCCCAAGAAAAUCCCAUCUCCUCCCACUCGAGUUUCAACUCGAAAACCCUCUUCCCCAAAGAAGUCUCAGGUCGAGGCAAACACCUCUAAAGUCAUGAAAGCUCUCGCACCGAAAAAGGCCGGUGUCGCAAAAAAUGUCGCACCUCAAAAGAAAGUCUCUCCUGUCGCAAAGAAGACAGCCAAAGCACAACCAGAUGUAGCCAAGAAGCCUACGACUGCCACUAAAUCUACCACCGUUAAGAAGACGACUAUCACCAAAGCUGCCAUGGCAAAAAAAGUUGCUGCAGCCAAAGCCGCUCCAGCUAAACCUGCUGCCCCAAAAUCUAACAAGCGCAAAUCCACCGAAGAUGUCGAUGAACCUGCUGCCAAACCCUCGAAGAAGGCUAAAGUCAUCAAACCUACUGUAGUCAAAAAGCUUGCUGUCAAAGCAGCUGACAAACCUACUCCUGCAGCUAAAAAGCCAAAGGCCUCUCCAAAGCCCAAGGCUCCAAAGGUCGUCAAACCAAAAAUUGUCAAGCCCAAGGUUGAGAAGCCAAAGACCAUCAUCAACGUCGCUCCUACUCAACUCUUGGACAUAUAUGUUUUCGGUUGCAAUGAAGCUGGCGAACUUGGCCUUGGCCUUCAAACUAAAAAGGACACCAUUAAUCGUCCAGUUAAGAACCCUGCCCUUACCGCUCUUGGUGUGGUUCAAAUGGUUGCUGGAGGUAUGCACGGAGCUGCUCUUACCAAGGAUAACAAAAUCCUUACAUGGGGUGUAAGUGAUGGACUCGCAUUGGGCAGAAAAACCGAUGACUGGGUUGCGCCAGAGAGGGAUGCCGAUGCAGAUUCGGAUGAUGAAUCAGACGCUGCAGAUGCACGAAACCCAUUGGAAUCCACCCCGGGUGAAGUUGACAUGACCAAUGUACCAGAAGGUACUAUCUUUACCCAAAUCACAGCAGGGGAUAACGCGACAUAUGCUCUCACCAAUGAUGGACUGGUCUAUGGUUGGGGAUCUAUUAGAGGCGCUGAUGGUCCAAUGGGUUUUACUAAGGAUGUCAAAGAGACCUUGGUUCCAAUGCUCAUUCCUGGUUUGAAAAACAUUGUCAAGCUCGCUGCUGGUAAUAACCAUUAUCUUGCCCUUAACAACAAGGGCUCUGUUUUUGCAUGGGGUGCUGGUGAGCAUAAUCAACUUGGUCGAAGAAUUGUUGAACGUUCAAGGUUGAAUGCUCUUGUUCCUCGCGAAUUUGGUCUACCAAAGGCCAUGGUUGAUAUUUUCUGUGGAUCCGAACAUAGUUUCGCUCUUCAUAAGAAUGGCACUGUUUACUCUUGGGGAGCAAACAACAUGGGUCAAUGUGGUCAAUUCACCAAAGAUGGUGCUUUGGCUGAAGAAGUUACUUCAACCGCCACCAAAGUUGAUAUUCUCAAAGGCAAAAAUAUCAAGAUGAUGGCUGCAGGAAAUGCAUCCAGCUUAGCGCUCACCCAUGAAGGUGAGGUUAUGUAUUUCGGCAAAGCCUUGGAUGGCCUUUCUGGUCAUGACGUCGAGGCACUUCCAGAGGAUGUCAUCAUCAGAAAUGAGCGUGAUCAAAGAUCAAUCAUUAAAACACCACUCUCCUUCCCGUUCAAGGGAUCAUACAUUGCUAUGGGCAGUGAUCAUAGCAUCGUCCUUGGUCCAGAGGGCAAAAGUCCUCAUCAUUCUUGGGGAUUCAAUACAUACAGACAAACUGGGUUGGAAAACGAUCAAGAUGUUUACAUUGCGGAAGAGCUUAACAACAAGAAUAUCGAGGGGAAGAAGCUUGUCUGGGCAGCUGGCGGCGGUCAGUUCACCUUCUUGGCGGGCAUUCCCGAGAAUUAA
Sclerotinia sclerotiorum 1980 UF-70 is the source of this 1836-nucleotide messenger RNA. RefSeq lists its product as hypothetical. The coding region runs from base 1 to 1836 and encodes 611 amino acids. Gene Ontology annotation, cellular component: cytoplasm. Gene Ontology annotation, molecular function: guanyl-nucleotide exchange factor activity. The record is from RefSeq and is a predicted model, not a curated record. Lineage: Eukaryota; Fungi; Ascomycota; Leotiomycetes; Helotiales; Sclerotiniaceae. The transcript is spliced from 2 exons.